AUGGCCUCAGCAUUCCUCAAGUAUGGCACCAUCCUGGCGCUUGCCGUAGCUGUCUUCUACCAGCUUACCCUCAAGAACCUCAUAUUCACAAUCAUCGGUGUUGGAAGGCACGUUCAACCGAUUUCGGACUUCCCAUACCAAUGCAGACGGAUUCACGAUGAGAGACUGCAGGCUUGCGAGGACAUGUGGUUGUCGGAAGAGACCAGGCAGCUGUUCCUGGCCUGCUCAGAUCCCUUGGCUCGGCAACAAUGGGACUUCAGCUUCAGUCGUUUCAACAUAUCAGGCCGCUCCCGCACCGACGCCGUCAUUGCCCUGGACAUCGACAAGCCGAAGGGUGACAGCUUCGACUACCGCGUGCUAAAGACACCAUCCUACAAGACCGGCGACGGACAUCUCUACCUCGUCGGUCUGACUGGCCGAGAUAACAUCCCAGCAGCAAACGACCCCAACAAGCCGCCGUUCAGUAUUGACAUUGCCCUUGUCAAUGGCCGUCCACCCAGGGACUCCCAAACGGGCGAGUUCCUCGAUGCGUCCGAACUAGGCGGCGAUUUCACGAUCGAGUUGUUUGAGACAGAUGCCCAUGCCACGGAACUGCGACACAAGGAAACGUACCAUCACCCUGAGAUCAAGACGCCGAAUAAUGUUGCCUUUGCCCCGACGAAUGGGUUCUAUAUCACUAACGACCACGGGACUGCGAAGGCCGGAUUGAAAUUCACCCUCGCCCCCUUCCUCCACAACGGCGACGUAACCUACUGCACCCACACUAAUACCUGCAAAACCGUCUCCACCUCGCACGCCUUCCCCAACGGCCUGCACUUCUCCCCGCGCCACGGCCACCUCUUCGUCCCCUCAGCCCACUCGGGCGGCAUAACCAUCUACGCCCCCAACGCACACACCAACGACCUGCAAAAAAUCUCCUCCAUCGACAUCCCCUACCCGAUCGAUAACCUCUCCGAGGACCGCGACGGCGACAUCUGGGUGCCGGCGUUCCCGAAGGGCCUGGAGAUGUUGCAGGCGUACGCGGAUCCUUUGGGGUCUACGGCGGCGACGACGGUGUUUAGGGUGAGGAAGAGUAAGGAGGAGGGGGAUGGGAAAGGGUGGGAGGUGGAGAAGAUGUUGGAGGAUCGGCAUGGGGAGGUUUUGCCUGGGGCGACGAGUGUUGUGCAUGAUGCGAGGACGGGGAGGGUGUUUCUGGCUGGGGUUGUGGCGCCUUUUGUUACGGUUUGUGAGCCGGUGGGGAAGUGA
Messenger RNA from Zasmidium cellare ATCC 36951, 1245 nucleotides. RefSeq lists its product as uncharacterized. The record is from RefSeq and is a predicted model, not a curated record. Bases 1 to 1245 code for a protein of 414 amino acids. Lineage: Eukaryota; Fungi; Ascomycota; Dothideomycetes; Mycosphaerellales; Mycosphaerellaceae. The transcript has 3 exons.